CAAAGAAUGUCACUAAACCGGAGCUUUCUUUAUCAUGCCUCGUUUUAGCAGUAAAACUGGAAAAAAAAUCAUUUGCCAGCUGUCCAGGGCUAUUAGUUCGUGCUAUAACUUAAAAGAUGUUUCGGGAAAACCCGUAAAUACGAAACGCUUCCUCGUGACCGCUACAACCCGGAGAUUGUAUAAGGUCCUCGGACAUCUCGAUUACAGUCACUUUUCUGUAGAGGUGAGACUUGUUUACAGUGGGGACAUCGUCGGUGUUUCAUCUGGGUCCUCCGGUUUCUACCCUUUUACCCAACGGCAAGAAUUCGAUGCCAGCUGCAAACUGCAAUAAUACCAAAUAAAUAUCAACAUCAUCGUCGCAUUUCUUGGGAUUUCCCAGGGCUAUAUAUAGGUUGUACGUAACUUACACCCUGCCUAACCUUUGUUCAAUCCGACAGCUGAAGAUUGCAGAACAACGCAUUUAAGGACUCGAUCUGAAGCUUGUUCCUGGUCAAUAUAGUGAGGUUCAACUCUCGUCGUGGGCACGCUGUUCUUUCUGUGCAUGUGGCAUUACAAGCUGCCUGUCUUACUGUGAUAUAACCCUAGUUGCUGUCCAUCCUACACCACCAUCGUCCUCAUCAACACACAACAUGGCUGUCGAUCGGAACAAUGAUAUGAGAGAUGAGCUAGUUCGACUAGGUACCUUCAAUCGUUACAAUCGGAAGGUGCCUCAGGGCAUCUGGUUCGUAAAGCUAGCUGCGGCGGGCUUCUACCUCUGCUUGGGCGACAAAGUCAAGUGCGCAUUUUGUGAAGCAGAGAUGGAGCUGGAAACAUUUAAAGGUCGCAAUCCUCUAGCAGUCCACCGUGAACAGUCACCGCACUGUCCUCUGGUUCUUGAUGAGAACACAGACAAUAGAACCGUCCAGAAAGCCGGCCACACCUCAUCUCUUUUGAUGAUCUCUAGUCUUCGUGCCGGUGAUAGCCACGACAGAUGUGAAAGUCAGCAUGUUGGCAGUGGUGUGCCAGAAGACCCAACAGAGUCUUCUACAGGGUCCUUAGUGCGAUCCUUGUCUAGAGGCUCAGCCUCGCUUUCAGAGCCCAGCCAGUUGUCGUCUGGAUCUGCGACAAUGUCCACCGGACAACAAUCAAGACAUUCGUCUACCUCUGACAGGUUCACAGAGUCAGGGGUUAACUCGGGUGAAGGACAAAGUCAGGAAAGGUCGAUGCCUUCCAUCACAGGGGGGCAGAGCUUUACAGCAAACCUGUACCUUCCAGAAGGUGCCACCGUGCCGCAGUCAGCUAGACCAGUUCAGGAGAACUUUGUAGCGACAUCCCUUCCAGCGCACGGCAACCUAACCGACGGAUCCCUCCCAUCCCAAUUAUCUGCUUCCAAUCAAGGAGAGAAGAAGAUUCGAGAUUCCUUUCACAGUCUUCCAAAACUCCUCCAAGACAGGGACAGGAAGCAGACCGGCAGCCGACCGGAGGACAGGGAACAGGUUCACCGCAGGUUGUGACAUACGAACAGUUGGGUAUCUACACCCAGAGACCAAAGAGACCCGACCUGGCUGUCACGACCAGCCGCAUCUCCACCUUCUCAUUAUGGCCACACAAAGACUCGCAUCCACCCGAAGAGAUGGCGGAAGCUGGCUUUUAUUACACAGGUCAUGAUGACCUCGCCAGAUGCUUCUUCUGCAAGGGUGGCCUCAAGACGUGGUCGCCGGAGUUGCGGCCGUGGGUGCAGCAUGCCCAGUGGUUCCCCAAGUGUCCUUUCGUGCUGCAGGCCCAGGGCUCCGAGUAUGUGCAAGCUGUGCAAGCUCUCAAAGACAAGGUCGAUGUGGUGAGCAUAAUUCAUCUGCAUUAUAAACAACAAAAUUUUAGUUUGCAGAGCAAAGAUAGUUGCACGCCGUUGAUUACAGUGAAGUUUCACCCGAAGCUGUUCAAGAGGAAAUUGCUUCGUCGAAACCCAAAGAAGACACAAGUUGACGAUGACUUCAGUCGUGGAAAAGGUACAAGUCAAGUCACUCCAGAUAAAACAUCUGCAGGAGCAAGCAAUGCAGAAAAUGUGAACACAAGGGAGGAUUUUACAGAAAGUCGUCUCAACAGCCAGGAACUAUCCUCGAGAGCAGGAGAGUUGGAGAGACUCGAAGCAGAAAAUCAAGAGCUGACAAGUUCCAGGUUUUGCAAAAUCUGUUUGUCAGAAGAAGCUACCAUCUUGUUUCUGCCCUGCGGCCAUCUUGUGGCCUGUGCCCAGUGUGCCCCGGCCCUGCGCACCUGCGCCAUCUGUCGGCAGAGAGUGAGCGGAACAGUGAGGAUUGAGACAGACUGAGACAGAAAAGUGCAAAUCGGAUGAAUAAACAGCUUUCAUGUGCUUUGUUUUACUCUUUCCUUACUACAUUUAUAUCUGAUCCUGUGAUAAAAGCUCGAGCCCUAAAAUGGUUCUUGUGUCGUAAAAUUAAUGUUAAUACUUUUGGUGUUUUUUCCUUACUUUUUGUGUGACAGUAUUGGCAUCAAGAGAUAAUAAAUAUUUUUUUAAAAGAUAACUGCUGAUCUUGUUCUUGCUCCUCUAAAACUUCGACACGUUUGAUGUCAGUGAAAUCUGUGUCGAUUGGACAAAGUUUUUCAGUUUCAAGAACUAUGUAUAUAUUGCUGUCAAUCUGUUUGUGUUUCUGAAAUUAUUAACAAAUAUUUAAUAAAAUUAGUGUUUGGACAACUAUUUUUCACACACAACUUCCUUCGUCUAGUAGACAACAGCGAUCAUGUUGGUGAUCAAAGUUUUCGUGAUUUUUGGACAAAGUACCAUGGCGACCGAAAGUGUGACUUCAGACAGCAUUAAUUGUUUUCAGGAACAUGUUGACAAACACUUCGUGUGUGGACAUUGUACAACUAUGUCAGGGGAAAAGUUUCAGGGCACCUCGGAUGUUCAAAACUUCGUAGUGUGAAUAGAAUUUAGAAUGUAGACCUGUGGGUGAAGACACAUAGUUUGAUAUACUCCUUAUUGCUUAUUUGUUUGUGGAUUGCUGUCUUUACUUCUUUUUCUGUUAUCCAAGAAAAAAACAAAGAUCCGCUUCUUCAUAGCUGGAGAAAUGGCAUCAUGUAGACAAAUGGCAAAAUCUGUUUUUAAAUGUUAAGUUAAAGAUAAUCUCCUGCCCCUUGCAUCUUGUGGACCUCACUGAGUUCACCUCCUUGUCAAGAAAUGUACUAUGUAAAUUUUAUUAUUAUGUUUUGUUGCACUUUAUAUGCAUUAUAAUUAAUUAUUAUUUUGUAUGCUCUGGGGUCUAACAGGAUGUAUACUCCAUAUUUGCCUUUGUGUUUUACAGGCCAGUUGAAUGAAAUUUAAUAUUUUCCGUCUGAUUGUUUCUGUCAGAUUGUCUUUUGGGCCGGUAAUCUAAAUAAAGCAUUUUCAGGAUUUUCGAA
This is a messenger RNA of Pomacea canaliculata, 3393 nucleotides long. RefSeq names its product inhibitor of apoptosis protein-like. Gene Ontology annotation, biological process: regulation of cell cycle; negative regulation of apoptotic process. Bases 1613 to 2305 code for a protein of 230 amino acids. NCBI's taxonomy places the organism in Eukaryota, Metazoa, Mollusca, Gastropoda, Architaenioglossa, Ampullariidae. Gene Ontology annotation, molecular function: cysteine-type endopeptidase inhibitor activity involved in apoptotic process. Gene Ontology annotation, cellular component: spindle microtubule; nucleus; cytoplasm. The transcript has 7 exons. The record is from RefSeq and is a predicted model, not a curated record.